Molecule: messenger RNA, 812 nt
Organism: Eleginops maclovinus (Patagonian blennie)
Lineage: Eukaryota; Metazoa; Chordata; Actinopteri; Perciformes; Eleginopidae
Product: large ribosomal subunit protein mL49-like
Exons: 1
Coding region: 69-572 (167 amino acids)
Biological process (GO): translation
Cellular component (GO): ribosome; mitochondrial large ribosomal subunit
Molecular function (GO): structural constituent of ribosome
Source: RefSeq, a predicted model, not a curated record
GCAACGCUUCCUGUCUGCCACAAUACCAAAAGAAGAAGAAGAAGAGUUUGAGGUCGCUCUGACUCAAGAUGGCGGCCUGCUUAAACCUUGCUCUUCGAGGUGCUCUUCUAUCAAAGGGAAGACAUUCAGCGGCAGUCGGAAUACGGUUUGUUUGCAACCCUCCUCCGGAAGAGAAAAGGAAUUUGAUAUCAGAAUCUACGGAGGAAUACAAGUUCGUAGAGCGGCUCAUUCCGCCGUCCAGGGUGCCCACACCGCCUAAACACGCCGGUCCCACCCCGUCCGGUUGGACCCCUCCGGCGGACACCCCUCCGCCCCUGCCCUACAUGAUCCGCCGCUCCCGCAUGCACAACAUCCCGGUGUACACCGACCUGACCCACGGCAGCCGCAAGACAACGCUCGUACGGAAAGUGGAGGGGGACAUUUGGGCUCUGGAGAAGGACGUGAAGCAGUAUCUGAAGGAGGUGGUGGGGAAGGAGCUGCCCACACAGGUCAACGAGGUCACCAUGACCUUGAAGGUCAAAGGUCACUUUGAUAGUGAGCUGAAACAAUGGCUGGCCAACCAAGGCUUCUGAGGAGGAGGAGGAGGAGGAGGACAACAAUGACGACUGUGCCAUCAUGAUGAUCAUAGAGCUGCCCUGGACAACACCAGGAGACAUGUCCUAUAUAACUUUAAAAACCUAUAUAUAUCCAUGAGAAAGGACAGCUUUGACUACUGCACCGUUAUUUGACUUUAAGACACCACAGAGACCUUGACUAUGGGAUCCAACAGUGUAAAUACAUGUCAUGAAUGAAAAUUAAAUAUGAAAACAUGG